Callorhinchus milii (elephant shark) is the source of this 1997-nucleotide messenger RNA. RefSeq names its product tweety family member 3 (gene ttyh3). Gene Ontology annotation, molecular function: volume-sensitive chloride channel activity; intracellularly calcium-gated chloride channel activity. Gene Ontology annotation, cellular component: plasma membrane. The transcript has 14 exons. The record is from RefSeq and is marked provisional. The coding region runs from base 21 to 1589 and encodes 522 amino acids. Lineage: Eukaryota; Metazoa; Chordata; Chondrichthyes; Chimaeriformes; Callorhinchidae.
CUGUGAGCGGGUUCUUCCCGAUGGCGGCGGUGAAUUAUUCCCCUCCCUGGUGGGUGAAGCUCCUCCACCGUCUCCCGCAUGUCACUGUCCAGCUGGAGACGGUCAGCAGCGACUUCGAGCCCGAGGACAACCAGUACCAGGAGUCACUCUUGCUGAUCGGUGGCAUUGCUCUGGUUUGCCUUGCACUCAACCUCCUCUUCCUCCUCUUCUAUUCCUUCUGGCUUUGCUGCCGACGGAAGAGUGAAGAUCAGCCAAACGCAGACUGUUGUUGUACAGCAUGGUGUGUCAUCAUAGCAACACUUGUUUGCAGUGCCGGGAUUGCUGUUGGUUUCUAUGGGAAUGGUGAGACCAGUGAUGGAAUCUUCAGGCUAACUUAUUCAAUGCGACAUGCAAAUCGCACUAUAGCAGGGGUUGAGUACCUGGUGUCGGAGAGCACUCAGGAUCUAAAUCGGACAGUCGAUGUAAGCCUCCGGGCAUUGGAGGACUUGUUCACAAGGCAACCACGUUAUCUAGAGAAAGUGCAAAAGUCAAAAGGUCGGCUUGAUGAGCUAGUCAGACAGCUGACCGAAAUUCCAUUUUGGGAAAACAGUGAUCUAUCUUUGGAAGAUCUAGCGGUCCACACAGAGCUGUAUGACUAUUACAGGUGGCUAGGAUACCUUGGCCUACUGCUCUUCGAUGUUCUUAUCUGUCUUCUGGUGCUGUUUGGACUGAUCCGAAAUUCAAAGGGAAUCCUUAUUUGUGCUGCUCUCCUGGGAGUGAUGACUUUGAUUAUCAGUUGGACAUCAUUGGGUCUGGAACUGGCAGUUUCAGUGGGUUCCAGUGAUUUCUGUGUCUCUCCUGAUGUAUACGUCUCCAAAAUGGCAGAGGAGAAUGAGGUUAUCUUUAGAGAGACUCUGAAUUACUACCUGGUUUGUAACAUUGGGUAUCCUAAUCCUUUUCAACAGAAACUUUCAAGUAGCCAUAAAGCUCUGGUGGAGAUGCAAGAUCAUGUAACGGAGCUUCUGAAAUCAGCUGUACGAGAAUUCCCAUCCUCUCGAGAGUAUUUGGACCGGAUUCAAAUAGUAUUAAACACAACCGAGACCAGCUUGCAACAGUUGACAGCUUUGGUGGAUUGUCGCAGUCUGCACAUGGAUUAUGUGCAGGCUCUGACAGGAUUGUGCUAUGAUGGCGUGGAGGGUCUAAUAUAUUUGGUUCUGUUCUCCUUCGUAACUGCACUGAUGUUCAGUUCGAUUGUGUGCAGUGUUCCUCAUACCUGGCAACACAGCAAAAGGGGUCACGGUGAUGUCGAUGGAGAUGAAGAAAUUGGGAAUGCACAGGGAAGCCGCCAACAGCAUGAUAAUCUGUACAGAGUGCACAUGCCCAGUCUGUACAGCUGUGGGAGCAGUUUUGGCAGUGAAACCAGUAUCCCUGCUGCAGCUCACACAGUCAGCAAUGCCCCUGUCACGGAGUACAUGAGCCAGAAUACAACUUAUCAGAACCCUCGUUGUGAGAAUACACCUCUGAUUGGCAGAGAAUCUCCUCCCCCUUCUUACUCGAACAGCAUGAGAGCCAAAUACCUCGCCACAAACAGGCCUGAAACCCAACAGUGACCAAGUAGCCUGCAGAGGAUGGGGGUGGGAGGAGGGAGGGAACUGGAACCACUUUUGCAUGUCUAAUGCCACUAACAAUACAGUUACUAACGUAAGGAGAACUGUAUUACUCUUAUCGGUUGUUGUACAGCUGUUCAGUAAUAGGCAGACUACCACUGGAAUGAACAAAUUCUGCUGAAGUAAAUUGUGAUACGGAUUUUCCUACCCAUUGCCACAGUUCCGACAUUCAGUUUGUUUCGGUUCAAAAUUUUGUUCAUUCCUAGAUUAUAAUAGGGAUGUCAGGAUAUAUCUGUACCAGUAUAUCAUAGUGAGAAAGAAACCACAUGACAAUUGUAUUGGCUGUUUUUCACCUAUUGUAAUAAUUGUAAAAUGCAAUAAUCAUUGUAGUUUAAUAAAAAUAUGAUUCAG